UCGGUCGCGAGUUCGAUGAAUGUGAAUUGUACGGCCUACAAUGAAAUGAAGUUAUUUUGCAUUUUGCAGAAUGAUAAUAAAUGGAGUAUUUGGAACCUGGAAGUGUUACAUUUUUAUUUUCGUACGGGUUGAAUUAAUUCAUUGUCGUGUUUAAGAAGUGUAAUUCAUUCAGUUAUAACUAAUUGUGAAAUUCAUCUUCAACUAAAUAUGUGUUGAAUUAUCAUCAUGAAAAUAGUGUUCUAUAUCUUCUGUUGUUAAAGUGUCGUGUAGAGAAUUUUGAAAGCAUCGCAGUUUCGUCUCAGAGGGACAAGAAUUGAUUGAAAAAUCAACAUGGAGAGCGUGGAUGUGGAGCCGAAGUCUCCAAAAAAAUCAUGUCCGGCCGAAGUGGAAGCCGAAGAAAGACCAUCAUCGCCAGUUAAUGACUGCGCGAUUUGCCUCGAGCAGUUAACCGAUAAAUCGUUUACGAAUAGCUGUUUCCACAUGUUUUGCUUUCACUGUUUAAAAGCUUGGUCGAAGGUGAAACCCGAAUGUCCUCUAUGUAAACAAGACUUUUGUAGUAUUAUUCAUAAUAUUCGUUCUAUGGAUGAUUAUGACGAAUAUCACGUACCUCCUGCUCCUAUGAGAUUCGCAAGUCCUGACCAGUCCUCUUUGUUCGCGCAGUCGCUGAGUCAAAAUAGUCUCAGUUUACCGUUUCGUGAUCUUCUUCGACAACGUGAUUUCUUUUCUCCUGGUCGUCGAUUUUUUUCGUACAGAACAACCUACAUUCCUGGGCCAUUCAAUGUCCCGAGAGAAAGAACAUCUCGUUUAGUCAUUCAGCCGUAUGUUGAUAAUUUACAAAUUCAAAAUAGUUAUCCAAGUUUUUCAACGUCGUCAUCGCAUACGACAGAUCUUACAAGUAGAAAAAAUGUAUAUUUAAAAGAUCUGGAACUUCGUCCGUCGAACGAUGGAAGGCAUCGCAUAAGCUCGCCAGAGUUUUACAGGGAUAAUGAAGGGCAGUUGCAUCGUUUGGGUAGAUGGGUAAAUCGCGAAUUGGCGGUCAUUUCGCAACUUGGAGUACAUUUCAAUCCGAGCGAAGUGUUUUCUCUGAUCAUGCAUAGGUUACCAAAUUACGAGAUACAAAGUGCCAUGUUCCAUAACUCUCUUUAUCCUCAUCUGGGCCUAUAUACUCGUAAAUUUAUUAAGGAAUUCCAUAAUUUCGCUAUUUCACCUUACGAUAUGGAAGAAUACGAUCGUCUGACAGUGUAUAUUUCUCAAAGAACUGGUUCUUCGUUGGCAUUUAUCGUGACUGUUGGUAGUGAUGAAAGCGAAGAAGUUCAGGUUAUACCUAGUUCAACCAUCAAUCAUUCAACAACGCAGCCAUGGAUCAACCUAACUCGAAUACCCUCGUCGAAUUAUAGCGCAGAGAAUAACUCGAGAUUAUCAUCCACCUCAAAUUGUUCGCAUUUACCAUCCACGGCCGCAUCCAGUUCCGGAGUAUCGACGUCUCCGCAAGUUAUCGAUAUAAGCGAUUCAGAAAACGAUGAUUGUAUCAUCAUUGACGAAGUCAAAAGUACGCUGCAGACGAUUGUUUUAGACGAUUCGGAUACCGAGAAUGCUGACGUAGGUAAUACUCCUAAAUCACCUAUUCCUAGUACGUCCGGUUAUCGACCUCCGCCGAAAACCGAUACUAACGAUAAUAGCUCAUUAUUGCCUUCAACGUCCAAUAAUGAUUCUAAAUUCAGUAUUGCUACUACAAAUUCUGUGAAUUGUUGUACGAAAACGUUCUACGCGAAAUGCCAUUCUAAAAGAAGGAGUCCCAGCAAUGAUUCUGUAAUUUCAACCGAUAAUUCCAUCAUUGACCGCGAAAGUGAUAAAGAUUCAAAAUCGCGGAAGCGAAAAAAUUCCAAACCGAAGAAGGUGGAGCCUCGUCAUACAUCCUUCGAAAGUUAUCUUUCAUCGAGCGAUUCUUCAUUCGAUUGUGACGAUGAUAAUGAUUCGGACUGGCAAGCGAAUCCCAAAAAAAAGAAGAAAACUAGAAAACAUUCGGACAAAAGUGAAAAGAAGACGCGCAAACGCAAGAAAACUCAACACAAGUCACCUAAACGCAAGAAACGUACUGACUCUGAAAGUACCCAUAAAUCAAAACGCAUUUCUAAAUCUCAUAAAUCGAAGAAAAGUUCUAAAAGUACCGUCGAAUCGCAUUCAAAUUCGUCUGCUUUGAAAAGUGCCAGCAACGGCGUUUCAGCUUCGUCCAAGCAUGAGAGUGAUAAUUUUUCACCGAUUCGCCCCAAACUACGGAGCGUUGUUAAGAAAGUCGAAAGAAGUGAUUACGUCGAUGUGAAUGUACCUAGCACUAGUUACGGUAUCCGUUGUAAUGGCACUAACGCUAUGCAAACAUAUAUGAAAAGAGUUAUCUAUUCUUCUGAUUCCGAUUAAGUCGUGCGUUUUUAUUCGCUGUUUUAUUCUUUCAUCCACGUUCGUAUUCUAUUUGGAUUAAAUUAUCAGAUUUCAAUUCGUGUUAUUUAUUCCGUGUAUAAAGUUGGUAAAUGUCACUGUGAUUCUUUUUUCGUUCCACUGUAUACUUAGCAUUCACGCUGUAUUGUCGAAUAAUUGAGCUUAUGUUGUUCAUGGAAGUAGAUUUUUAUUUAUCGACAUUAGUUCGUUGUAAUGUAUGUCGUGUUAAGAUGCGAAUUGUACAUUUUAUUAGGUAAUUUUAUAUCGUACGUUGUUAUAGAACGCUAAUAAUUCUAGUUACUUUAUAAUUUAUUAUUCAAUUUGUACCUACAUAAUAUGUUUUAAACGUUGUUCUCAUCUUGACAAUGUAGCAGGUGGGGUUAUUUAUGUGGCUUGCAAAUUUUGCGAUAUCAUCAUCAAGUUGUAACUGUUGUAAGUAAAUCAGGACAAAAAGA
This is a messenger RNA of Planococcus citri (citrus mealybug), 2888 nucleotides long. Its product is annotated as E3 ubiquitin-protein ligase Topors-like. Bases 331 to 2415 code for a protein of 694 amino acids. Gene Ontology annotation, molecular function: ubiquitin protein ligase activity. Lineage: Eukaryota; Metazoa; Arthropoda; Insecta; Hemiptera; Pseudococcidae. The transcript is spliced from 6 exons. Gene Ontology annotation, biological process: protein polyubiquitination; protein monoubiquitination. The record is from RefSeq and is a predicted model, not a curated record.